Messenger RNA from Chrysochloris asiatica (Cape golden mole), 1341 nucleotides. RefSeq names its product zinc finger protein 180 (gene ZNF180). The coding region runs from base 1 to 1341 and encodes 446 amino acids. Gene Ontology annotation, biological process: regulation of transcription by RNA polymerase II. The record is from RefSeq and is a predicted model, not a curated record. NCBI's taxonomy places the organism in Eukaryota, Metazoa, Chordata, Mammalia, Afrosoricida, Chrysochloridae. Gene Ontology annotation, molecular function: RNA polymerase II cis-regulatory region sequence-specific DNA binding; DNA-binding transcription factor activity, RNA polymerase II-specific. The transcript has 7 exons. Gene Ontology annotation, cellular component: nucleus.
AUGACGGGGGCCAGUGAAGGAAGUCUCAGUGCCCCUCCAGCUGUCCCCUCGCUCUCCACAUGGCUAGCUUGGGCUUGUCCGUGGGAGCCAGUGGAAGAAACUGUCAUCAAGGUUGAAGGAGAAGACACGGGGGCACUGGCCAUUCCAUCCCAGGAAGGCGUAAACUUCAAAGUUUUGACUGUGGACUACACUCAGGAGGAACAGGACACAUUGAACUCUGCUAUGAAGACCCUGGACAGAGAUGUGAUGCUGGAAAACCACAGGGAUCUGGUCUCUUGGGGAAUCCCAGAUGGUAAGGAUCAGUUAGAGAAGCAACAGGAAAACCAAGAGAGACUUUUGAAGGAAUUGGCAUUCACCCGAAGAAAAGCUACUGUUUAUGAGAAAAUCUGCAAAAAGAAGCCCUUUGAAUGUAAUCAGUGUGGGAAGACCUUCAGCUGGAGCUCUCACCUUGUGGCGCAUCAAAGAACUCAUACAGGAGAGAAACCUUAUGAAUGUAAUGAAUGUGGGAAAUCUUUUGGCCGGAGCUCUCACCUUGUUUCCCAUCAGAGAACACACACUGGAGAGAAACCUUACAGAUGUAACCAGUGCGGGAAGUCUUUCAGCCAGAGUUAUGUCCUGGUUGUGCAUCAAAGAACUCAUACGGGAGAGAAACCUUAUGAAUGCAAUCAAUGUGGGAAGUCUUUUAGGCAGAGCUAUAAACUCAUAGCACAUCAGAGAACCCAUACCGGUGAGAAACCCUAUGAAUGCAGUCAGUGUGGGAAGUCAUUCAUCCAGAGCUACAAACUCAUUGCACAUCAGCGAACGCACACAGGCGAAAAACCCUUUGAAUGUAAUCAGUGUGGGAAAUCCUUCAGCUGGAGCUCUCAGCUUGUUGCACACCAGAGAACUCAUACUGGGGAGAAACCCUAUGAGUGCAACGAAUGCGGGAAAUCCUUCAAUCGCAGUUCUCAUCUUGUUAUGCAUCAGCGAACUCAUACGGGAGAGAAACCCUACGAAUGCAAUCAGUGUGGGAAAUCCUUCAGCCAGAGUUACGUUCUUGUUGUACAUCAGAGAACUCACACGGGAGAAAAGCCCUACGAAUGCAAUCAGUGUGGGAAGUCUUUCAGGCAGAGCUCAUGCCUCACUCAACACCAGAGAACUCAUACUGGAGAGAAACCCUAUGAAUGUAAUCAGUGUGGUAAAACCUUCAGUUUGAGUGCCCGACUUAUUGUACACCAAAGAACUCAUACUGGAGAGAAACCCUUUACAUGUAAUCAGUGUGGGAAAGCUUUCAUCAAUAGCUCUAAACUUAUUAGGCAUCAGGCCACUCAUCCUGAAGACAAACCCUAUGACUGUAACUAG